AUGGAUGAUUAUGGUGGUCCUUUACACCUAGUCACUGAUCACAAUAUUGCAAAGCUUCUGCUCGACCAUGGAGCUGACGUGAAUGAUCUAUCCGAUCUUGGGGAAACGCCAUUUCACGUUGCUGCACGCAACGGUCGACUUGACGUGGCAAAGCUGCUGCUUGAUCAUGGAGCUCACAUCAAUGCACACGGAUACGAGAUAAUAGAUACUUUCGAUGUUCGUGCGACGCCUCUACGUUAUGCACUCGAAGCCCUAGGGAAUCAUUUUCUUAUGGCAAAGCUGCUCCUUGAUCGAGGCGCAGAUCACAAUUUGGCAGAUUCAGAGGAGGGAACUGCUUUACAUGUAGCUGCCCGGCUGGGUUGUGAAAAGUCGACGAAGCUUCUUCUUGACCAUGGUGCUCCUCUUGAUGUUCAAGACGAUACUGGGUGGACGGCUCUGCACAUCGCUUCAUACUUGGGGCAUUCCGCAGUAGCGAAGGUUCUUGUUAACUGCGGAGCGUAUUUGAACAUACUGGAUAGGCAGGGAAACUCGCCAACGGACCUUGCGGUAAGAAAUGGCUAUUUCCAGACAAUGAUGCUGGUGCUUGCCCGUUACGAAGCAAAUUGA
Penicillium brevicompactum is the source of this 606-nucleotide messenger RNA. RefSeq names its product ankyrin repeat domain-containing protein. Gene Ontology annotation, molecular function: protein binding. The transcript has a single exon. NCBI's taxonomy places the organism in Eukaryota, Fungi, Ascomycota, Eurotiomycetes, Eurotiales, Aspergillaceae. The record is from RefSeq and is a predicted model, not a curated record. Bases 1 to 606 code for a protein of 201 amino acids.